AUGCGUCAGGCUAUUGGAUUCCUCGGCGAACUGUUGCCACGGAAACGUCUGGGUCGUGCCCUCUGCGCCUACUAUAUGCUUAUAAAGCUCGCCUACCUGUCCAACUCUGUCGGUCAACUCUUCCUGAUGGACCGUUUCCUCGGCAUGAACAGUAGUAACCGCCUCUUCGGCAUCUCCAUUCUCAACGACCUGUUUAACGGACGACACUGGCAGGAGACACUCAUCUUUCCACGUGUCGGCUUCUGCAGGGUGCCGAUAAAGCUGAUCGCGGAUGCGUACACGCCGGCCAUGCGGAAGACACUGGACCGCUUUGAGGUCACAUUCCUUCGACCGGAUGGUACCUUCCUUCUGCACAUGCUGAGGUUAAAUGCUGGUGAAAUAAUCACUCACGAAAUACUGCAGGCCCUGUUGGAGCGUUAUGUACAGCAUGAGAAGAUGAUGGAAUCGAAGGAGCAGAGUGAGCUGAACGAGACGCCUAUGUUUACCAGUUCACCUUCGGAUCAGAUCUCGGAUAAAACUGCAAUGGGAAAGCCGGCAGAGGUGCUGGCGGAUGAGUGUGCACUCAAACAAAGACUGGCAUGA
Dibothriocephalus latus is the source of this 582-nucleotide messenger RNA. Lineage: Eukaryota; Metazoa; Platyhelminthes; Cestoda; Diphyllobothriidea; Diphyllobothriidae. The record is from the annotation of a GenBank genome assembly.